Messenger RNA from Carya illinoinensis, 1448 nucleotides. Its product is annotated as S-adenosylmethionine decarboxylase proenzyme-like. The record is from RefSeq and is a predicted model, not a curated record. The transcript has a single exon. Gene Ontology annotation, molecular function: adenosylmethionine decarboxylase activity. Lineage: Eukaryota; Viridiplantae; Streptophyta; Magnoliopsida; Fagales; Juglandaceae. Bases 139 to 1227 code for a protein of 362 amino acids. Gene Ontology annotation, biological process: spermine biosynthetic process; spermidine biosynthetic process. Gene Ontology annotation, cellular component: cytosol.
UGUGCGCGGAAACCAUCCUGAAUUGACCAAAAUUGUGACAUAACCCUCCCGUAGGAUCUCCAUACAGUAGUCUGUUUUCAGUUCUUCACUUGUUCUCUUGUCCUCGCUUCACAAGUUGGACUUUUUUCCCUUGACGCAAUGGCUUUGCCAAUUUCUGCCAUUGGGUUUGAAGGCUAUGAAAAGAGGCUUGAAGUAUCAUUUUUUGAACCAAGCAUCUUUGCUGACCCUGGGGGCAUGGGCCUCCGGUCUUUGUCUAAAGCUCAAUUGGAUGAGAUCUUAGAACCAGCUGAGUGCACUAUUGUUGCUUCACUAUCAAACCAUGAUGUUGAUUCUUAUGUUCUAUCAGAAUCUAGCCUUUUUGUGUAUCCUUACAAAGUGAUCAUUAAAACUUGUGGGACAACGAAAUUGCUUCUCUCUAUCCCUGCCAUCCUUAAACUGGCUGAUGCUUUAUCCCUUGCUGUAAAAUCUGUGAGAUACACUCGUGGAAGCUUUAAUUUUCCUGGGGCUCAGUCGUUUCCACAUCGUAGUUUCUCAGAGGAAGUAGCUGUCCUUGAUAGUCAUUUUAGCAAACUCGGUUUGGCUAGCAAGGCAUAUGUGAUGGGUGGCCCUGAAAAGUCACAGAAAUGGCAUGUUUACUCAGCUUCUGCAGAGUUGGCGAGUCAGUCAAGUGCUGUUUACACUCUUGAAAUGUGUAUGACCGGUUUAGACAGAAAUAGGGCUUCAGUUUUCUAUAAAACUCAUGCCAGUUCAGCUGCUUGCAUGACAGAGGAUUCUGGUAUUAGGAAGAUUCUUCCCCAAUCUGAGAUAUGCGACUUCAAGUUUGAUCCUUGUGGAUACUCCAUGAAUGCUAUUGAAGGUGAUGCAAUUUCUACAAUCCAUAUUACCCCAGAAGAAGGUUUUAGUUAUGCAAGCUUUGAAGCAGUCGGUUAUCAUUUUCAAUAUGUUAAUUUGGCCCAGCUACUUGAGAGGGUUUUGGCUUGCUUCCAACCUUCUGAGUUCUCUGUGGCUCUGCAUGCUGACGUUGCUGGAAUGGAACUUGGAUCCAAGUUCCCUCUGUACUUGAAGGGCUACCAUUGUGAAGAGAAGAGCUCUGAAAUGCUUGGGUUGGGUGGCUCUAUCGUUUAUCACGGCUUUGUCAGGGCUGAAUGCGUUGGAUCUCCUAGAUCAAUCCUGAAAUGCUGCUGGAGCGAGGAUGAGAAGGACAAUGACUUUGAAGAAGAUAAUUAGUUCUAUUUUUACUUAAUUUGCCUGAAUAAAAGUUGGGGUUAUGCUGUUCGAGUAAUUCUUGAGCGCCUGUCUUAUUGUUAGUUUACGAGGCUAAAUUCUGUCUUAAGAUUGCUGAUAGUAUGUUAUGCAUAUUCUCUUUAGAUUGGUAGUGUAUGUUGAUUCCCAGAUGCGGGAAAACGUUGAAAGAUCAUUCUAAUGGUAAGUUUGUGUGGUUUUUAGUA